CCGAGCGGCGGCCACCUCGACUCCGGAGCCCGCGCGGAUGUGAGAUUCCGGGCUCCUGGCGCCUGGCGAUCACCGGCUACGGCGCGGCGCUGCUUCGCCCAGGAGGCGGCGGCUGGGCUUGGCGGGGUGGUUUGUGGAUUUUUAAUUUUUUUAAAUCAUUUUUUUUAAUUGCCUCCGGGGGAGGGGAGACUGUUUCCUCUGGAGAUGCAUCCCUCCGGAUAGACUGACUGCACAUCCCUCCGUCCAGCCCCCGCCCGCCCCGCGCGGCCGGAGACAGGCGCUGGGUGGGCGAAGAGGAUCGCGGGUGGAAAUCUGCGCCCCCCCAGCUCUUCGUCCCCGCCCCGUCCCCCCUCCCCCUGCCCUCUCCCUUCCCCCCUCCCGGAGUCGAAAUUUCCCCGGGAUUAUGUUUCGGAAAGGUAGGUAGAGCGCAGGGCGCCGACCCGGAGUAGCCAGCGAGGUGGCCCGGCAGCCCCCCGCGGCCGGCAGCCGAGCCCACAGCUCGCCUCCUCUUCUGGAGGUGCGGCCGGUGGUAGGGGGGGAGAGACUUGCUCCAAACACGGACGUCUCCCGGCUCUCCCCCCCUCCCUGUUUUCCGUUAGCAGCCGCGUUAGGAAAUACAUGCACUCGCGGAGAAUCGCCGGCGCCACGGCUCCACGCCACAAGGUGUAGGGAGUGAGUGGGGUGGGGCGAGAGCGGGGGGGAGGACCCAGGAGUCCCCAGACAGCUCGCGAGCCCGCCGUCGGGGCUUCAUCGCUGCCCUCGGGGCGGACGGAGUGAUCCCGGCCCUCCGCUCCGCGCUCCCCGCCCCGACCAUGGUAGUGUUCAAUGGCCUUCUUAAGAUCAAAAUCUGCGAGGCCGUGAGCUUGAAGCCCACAGCCUGGUCGUUGCGCCAUGCGGUGGGACCCCGGCCGCAGACUUUCCUUCUGGACCCCUACAUCGCCCUCAACGUGGACGACUCGCGCAUCGGCCAGACGGCCACCAAGCAGAAGACCAACAGCCCGGCCUGGCACGACGAGUUCGUCACGGAUGUGUGCAACGGGCGCAAGAUCGAGCUGGCUGUCUUUCACGAUGCCCCCAUCGGCUACGACGACUUCGUGGCCAACUGCACCAUCCAGUUCGAGGAGCUGCUGCAGAAUGGGAGCCGGCACUUCGAGGACUGGAUUGAUCUGGAGCCAGAAGGAAAAGUGUAUGUGAUCAUCGAUCUCUCGGGUUCAUCAGGUGAAGCCCCUAAAGACAAUGAAGAACGUGUGUUCAGGGAGCGUAUGCGCCCCAGGAAGCGGCAGGGGGCUGUCAGACGCAGAGUUCACCAGGUCAAUGGCCACAAGUUCAUGGCCACCUAUCUUCGGCAACCUACCUACUGCUCCCACUGCAGAGAUUUCAUCUGGGGUGUCAUAGGAAAACAGGGAUACCAAUGUCAAGUCUGCACUUGCGUGGUCCACAAGCGAUGCCAUGAGCUCAUCAUUACGAAGUGUGCUGGGCUAAAGAAACAGGAAACCCCCGAUGAGGUGGGCUCACAGCGGUUCAGCGUCAACAUGCCCCACAAAUUUGGGAUCCACAACUACAAGGUCCCCACCUUCUGCGAUCACUGUGGGUCCUUGCUCUGGGGCCUCUUGCGGCAGGGUUUGCAGUGUAAAGUCUGCAAAAUGAAUGUUCACCGUCGAUGUGAGACCAAUGUAGCUCCCAACUGUGGUGUGGAUGCCAGGGGAAUCGCCAAAGUGCUGGCUGACCUGGGCGUUACACCAGACAAAAUCACCAACAGUGGCCAGAGGAGGAAAAAGCUUGUUGCUGGUGCCGAGUCCCCACAGCCAGCUUCUGGAAACUCUCCAUCUGAGGAAGACCGGUCCAAGUCAGCACCCACUUCACCUUGUGACCAGGAGUUAAAAGAACUUGAAAACAACAUCCGGAAAGCACUGUCAUUUGACAACCGAGGCGAGGAGCACCGGGCAUCAUCAUCCACGGAUGGCCAGCUGGCGGGCUCUGGCGAGAAUGGUGAAGUGCGAGCUGGCCAGGCCAAGCGCUUGGGCCUGGAUGAGUUCAACUUCAUCAAGGUCUUGGGCAAAGGCAGCUUUGGCAAGGUGAUGUUGGCAGAACUCAAAGGCAAAGAUGAAGUAUAUGCUGUGAAGGUCUUAAAGAAGGACGUCAUCCUUCAGGACGAUGAUGUGGAUUGCACAAUGACAGAGAAGAGGAUUUUGGCUCUGGCACGGAAACACCCUUACUUAACCCAACUCUACUGCUGCUUCCAGACCAAGGACCGCCUCUUUUUCGUCAUGGAAUAUGUAAAUGGUGGAGACCUCAUGUUCCAGAUUCAACGUUCCCGCAAAUUCGAUGAGCCUCGAUCACGGUUCUAUGCUGCAGAGGUCACGUCUGCCCUCAUGUUCCUUCACCAACAUGGAGUGAUAUACAGGGAUUUGAAACUGGACAACAUCCUUCUAGAUGCAGAAGGUCACUGCAAGCUAGCUGAUUUUGGAAUGUGCAAGGAAGGGAUUCUGAAUGGUGUCACCACCACCACAUUCUGUGGGACUCCAGACUACAUAGCUCCUGAGAUCCUGCAGGAAUUGGAGUAUGGCCCCUCAGUGGAUUGGUGGGCCCUGGGUGUGCUGAUGUACGAGAUGAUGGCCGGACAGCCCCCCUUCGAGGCUGACAAUGAGGAUGACCUAUUUGAGUCCAUCCUCCACGAUGAUGUGCUCUACCCCGUCUGGCUCAGCAAGGAAGCCGUCAGCAUCUUGAAAGCUUUCAUGACCAAGAAUCCCCACAAGCGCCUAGGCUGUGUGGCCACACAGAACGGAGAAGACGCCAUUAAGCAGCACCCAUUUUUCAAGGAGAUCGACUGGGUGCUCCUGGAACAGAAGAAGAUCAAGCCCCCCUUCAAACCCAGAAUUAAAACCAAAAGAGAUGUCAAUAACUUUGACCAAGACUUUACCCGGGAAGAGCCAGUGCUCACACUUGUGGAUGAAGCGAUUGUGAAGCAGAUCAACCAGGAAGAAUUCAAAGGCUUCUCCUACUUUGGUGAGGACCUGAUGCCCUGAGAAGCCACUCCAGGUGGACUUCGCUGAUGCUGCAAGGGGGUUGCUGUGAAGAUCCUGUGUUACAGAGGCUCAGAAGGUCUUGAACUCCUCCUCCUCCCUGGAGCCCCAGUCCCAUUCCACUCUAUUUAUUGCAUUCCCUUACCCCAGACCACCACUUCCCCUACCUUCCUGGUGACUAGAAGGCACUCUUGGGUCUUGCCUCAUCAAAAACAUAGACUCAAGUUGGGUCAGCAGGUAGCUGUGCACACUGCCGUGUUUGGACUGUCCAUCCACAAGCCUGGUCCUACUCUUGGGGCUCUUGGCUAUGAAGCAACUUCAGUUCUUUAACCACAAAGAAAAAAAAAACUAAUCCAACAAGAAGACUUUUGGCUGUGCCAGUGGAUAUAGAAUCCUGACACCUCUUGCUUCUCAUCCGUCCUGUCCCUGGGCUAGCACCCCUGCCCUUCUUCCCAGAAGAAGAACGAAGACUUCUUCCACAUGAGGACAGGUACUUUGAGGUGUGCCUUGGAUGGAAUGAGCCUAAGAGAUGCAACAGACUGGCUAGCUGUGUCAGUGUGCUUGUGAAUGGCACAUUCUUGCUGCUUUGGUUUUAGCUUUUGAGCAUGCCAAAGUCUUACACAUUUGCAUCUCAUGGAAGAAAUCAUUCUUUGUGGGAGAAAAAUUUGAUUUUGAACUCUGUUAACAUUUGAAAAAUGAGUUACCAAAUUUGCUUUCUAAUUGGCACCAUAGCAAUUUCAACAUGAAUACAGGUAUAUAUUAAAGGGCUAAUGUACAGUGAGAAUCCAGUCAUUCAGGGUCUAUGCUGUCAAAGCUUUAGUUACACAUGGGAGCUAUGUUAAUCAAGAGAAAAGAAGGCAAGGAAUGCUCAUCAUUAUUAAAGUUCUACCUUGACACAAAAACCACCACAGCCAUGACCAAUACCCUGAGAUCCUAGCAAAACUUAGCUCCCAAAUUCUCCUUCCAGUUUCAUCCUAAAUUCCCAGCAUAAAUGCUAUUUAUUUUCUGCAGCAUUGUGUUGUAUUUUUUGUGCACUUCUACAAAAUGGUAGUACUACUGUGUUGUGUUCUUUAGACAUUAAACAUGUAAAGUUAACUAUGAAUCUGGUUUUGGAACAAGAGGACUAAAACUCAACAUGGGUUAGGCAGAAGUGUCAAGAGACUGAAGAGCGAUUGGUUUGAAACCUUGACAAGGUAACAAGAUGUGCCCAGAGUUUAAUUUCUGUGUGAUAUGCGAUAGCAACUCAUGUGGACACUAUUUAAUUGAUGUGAUCUUACCUCCUGUAGCUAUGCUAACAGUGUUAUAUUCUUUGAUUUCCAAGGAUUCUCUGUGGCUUUGUGUAUAUGUUUCCCAGAGGUCAUUUGAUUACCUAUUUUAUUGAAUUGAUCUAGCAGGGAAUGGAAUCCAUUCCAGCUAUUGCACGUGGAUUUCCCAGCUACCCCUAACUAUAUAUAUACUUGUGAGUGGCGAAGUGGCACUAAUGAAGCUUUUUGCCUUUUGUACAUUUGAGAUUUUUUUUUUUGUAUAUAGUGUUUGCUGCAAGGCCUGUGGAAUUCAUUCAUUGAAUAUAAAGGUAUCUGCUGCAUGUCCAGGCAUAUUAUAAAACUUUAGUCUAUGAAAGAGUAAUUAUUAAAAUGUCCAGGUGCAAUACUCUAUAAGUGUAUUGAUUCAAGUUACCGAGAGUUAGGUGUGUUCAUUCUUUUGGGGGGGAGGGGAGUCCUUUAUAUUGUUUAUUUCAUUUUGGUUUAAAGAAUGUCAACAUUUAUUAAGCUACAUUAAGUCUCACAUAUAGUUCUCCUGUGCUCUAUUAGCCCUGAUAGAGAUGGGAGAAAGAAAGGAAUGUUCUCAAUGGUGGUUUCAAAGCUUAGAUAGUGACUAUUUUGAGCCCAUAGCAAGUGUGUCCCUUAUUUGCAUCUGGCUGGUCACAGCCUUUGUUACUAAUGAUGACAUUUAGUUCUGUUUUGCUUUUAUUUUUAAAAAACUCAGGUGUAACUAUUAUCUGUCCUUAUGAUGAUUGCAAAUAUUAAAUAUUAUGCUGCAUCAAUCCAUGUGUUUGGCGUACCAGUGAAGUGAUGAACAUUAAUUUCUCUUCGGUAACUUGACGCAUUGAGGGCAGACUAUCUUCUGGAGCAGAAUACAAGCACAGAAACAUCUUCAUGGUGGCAUCAUCUCAUUUUUUUAGAAAGACGUGACAAUAUACCCAUCAUGCACAACUCUUCCUCUCUCUCUCUCUCUCUCUCUCUCUCUCUCUCUCUCUCUCUCUCUCUCUCUCUCUCUCCCCCCCCACCCCCACCCCCCUGCUUUCUUCAAAGUUAGGAACUUUGGACAACUAAGUCAGAUCUACCUGCCAUACCCAAGUGGUCUUGUUCCAGGACUAGGUGGUGUUUUCAUGGUGGCUGGGAUUAGGCCCUUCCUCUAGGACAACUAACAUAUUUGUCAGGAAGGCAAACAAUACAUUCCACCUGCAGCUCUAGGCAAUUGGCCAGCCUGGCUCUCCCUUUUAGCACCCAAAGCCUGGCUGGCUGGGCUACCUCUAGCUGAUAAAGUUCUUACAUAGAAAUAUUUAAAGCCAGUGGAGAUCUGUAGAAAAAGGCUUGUGUUUUCCUUGGGUGUACAUUGUUUCUCUCAUUUUCAACAAGAUUUUGGGCAAGGAGGAUAUGGCUCAGGGGUACAAUGCUUACCUAGGAUCCUAGCAUAUGUGAGACCCUGGGGUUCAUUGCUAUAGCAUCACACAUGGAAAAAAGUUGGGAAACAGACACAGUUACAUUUCUGUCAUUUCUACUAGUUCUUCAUAAUCUUUCUAGCCCCCCCUCCCCCCCUCUCUCCCUCUCUCUACUGCCUUUCUCUCUCAAAGAAAAAGAUGAAGUGCAAAAAAAGCCAAAAAAAAACAAAACAAAAACAUAUGAAGGAUAGCUGUUCUCCUGUGUUUUCUAAUUAUGGACUUUGUAAAGUGAAAACAUCAUUUUUUUCCUCCAAAGGUGAAAAAAAUGCAUUUUGCUUUAAAAAAUAAAAGAAGGCUAAAAAAUUACCUCUUUUUAAAUUAUGUGCAAAAUAAUUCUGGCUAAAUAUAAAAUGUAUUCAAUUUUAGGAGGUUUAUUUUGUGUUGUGAUGCUUUAUUUGUACACUUUUUUUCCUUUCUGGAUGUAAUUUUACUCUCUUGCCAUUCAUUAGUGUUAUUUCAUUGUAAACAUUAUUGUGCCAAAUGUACUGUAUUCAACAGGAUGUGAAUGUGUAUUGUUUCAGAACCUAAUAAAUACAACCUUAAGUCUUA
Molecule: messenger RNA, 6294 nt
Organism: Dipodomys spectabilis (banner-tailed kangaroo rat)
Lineage: Eukaryota; Metazoa; Chordata; Mammalia; Rodentia; Heteromyidae
Gene: Prkce
Product: protein kinase C epsilon
Exons: 15
Coding region: 813-3026 (737 amino acids)
Biological process (GO): protein phosphorylation
Molecular function (GO): diacylglycerol-dependent, calcium-independent serine/threonine kinase activity; ATP binding
Source: RefSeq, a predicted model, not a curated record